Molecule: messenger RNA, 1758 nt
Organism: Diprion similis
Lineage: Eukaryota; Metazoa; Arthropoda; Insecta; Hymenoptera; Diprionidae
Gene: Nle
Product: notchless protein homolog 1
Exons: 7
Coding region: 150-1577 (475 amino acids)
Biological process (GO): ribosomal large subunit assembly; Notch signaling pathway
Cellular component (GO): nucleolus
Molecular function (GO): protein binding
Source: RefSeq, a predicted model, not a curated record
CAACCGUGAUCGCCGCGAACCUUUCUUACCGACCGCCAUGGGGCAGCACCGUCAAUCAACGUUCAGCUGAGGGUUCACACACGUGGUUUGGAUCAGACAGUCGUUUGUUUUUCAAUUACUCUCUUCCCGAGGACGACUGAUUCCGAGGGAUGCAGAACGCGAUGGAGACGGAGGCGGAGACGACGGAGGUGAGGAGAGUAUUGUCACGCUUCAAGUCAGACACAGGCGAAGUACUACCCGGAGGUUUGCUUGAUCUACCGGUUGACAUAACCGUCGACAAGUUGCAACUUAUUUGCAACGCUCUCCUCCAAGAGGAAGACCCCGUACCCUUGGCCUUCUUCGUUAACGAUGUAGAGAUCAAUGACUCGUUGGAGAAAUGUUUAGAAAAGAAUUUCAGCACUAGCGAAGAUGUUGUCAAUAUCGUCUACCAGCUUCAGGCCGUCUUUAAAGUCAGAGCUGUAACCAGGUGCACCGGAUCUCUCGAAGGACACAAGGAAGCCGUGAUAUCGGUAUCGUUCUCACCAGAUGGUCAGCAUUUGGCCAGUGGCUCGGGUGAUACGACGGUCAGAUUCUGGGACAUCCAUACUCAGACACCACACUUUACAUGCGAAGGCCACAAGCACUGGGUUUUGUGCAUAGCUUGGUCUCCCUGCGGCAAAAAAUUGAUAUCUGCAUGCAAGAAUGGUAGCAUCGUGAUGUGGGAUCCUGAGAGUGGUAAACAAGUGGGAAAAACAAUGAAUGGGCACAAGAUGUGGGUUACAUACCUCAGCUGGGAGCCUUACCACAGCAAUCCCGAGUGCCGAUUUUUCGUCAGUUCUUCCAAGGACUGCGAUUUGAGGAUAUGGGAUUCAAAGCUGGGACAAACUUCCAGAGUCUUGGCUGGCCACACUAAGAGUGUCACGUGUGUCAAAUGGGGUGGCGGUGGGCUGAUAUACUCCGCAUCACAGGACAGAUCUAUCAAAGUUUGGAGAGCUACGGAUGGGGUCUUGUGCAGGACACUCGAGGGCCAUGCACAUUGGGUGAAUACGCUGGCUUUAAACACCGACUAUGUUUUGAGAACUGGUCCGUUUUACCCGCUGGAAACUUCGGCCGAUCUCUCGCCUUUGGAAAGGGCAAGAAAACGAUACGAAGCUGUAGGGCAAGAGAAACUCGUCUCCGGCUCUGACGACUUUACUCUAUUCUUUUGGAAUCCAGACAAGGAUAAAAAACCGAUUACUCGAAUGACUGGGCAUCAGCAGCUCAUAAACGAUGUCAAGUUCUCUCCGGAUGGUCGCCUCCUUGCAUCCGCAUCUUUCGAUAAGUCAAUUAAGUUGUGGGAAGGAAGUUCUGGGAAGUACAUCACUUCGCUUAGAGGGCAUGUUCAGGCCGUCUACUCAGUUUCUUGGAGUGCCGAUUCACGGUUACUUGUUAGCGGUAGUGCCGAUUCGACUUUGAAAGUCUGGAGUAUCAAGACUAAGAAGUUGGCUCAGGAUCUACCUGGGCAUGCGGACGAAGUUUAUGCUGUCGAUUGGUCGCCCGAUGGUCUCCGGGUUGCUUCUGGAGGGAAGGAUAAAAUAUUAAAACUUUGGCAGAAUUGAUUGCACACUUUGUUUUCAUGACCUAGACCACCCGUUUCAUCCCUCCUCCUCAAUUAUGGAUGUGGUUGUACAUUUACGACGGUUAAGCGAUAGUGAAAUGGAAUUUUGAUAUCACCAACUUUUCACUCUGCGAGCUUUCAUUCGACCCGUAAAAACGAUGUGCGCUUUAUUUUUAAAUGCG